AUGUCACUUGACCAAAAUUAUAGGGCGCUUCUACGCAAGAGCCUACCGAGACGAGGGUCCCAGGGCCAUGAGCGUAAGAAGAGAAGAAAAGUGGUGGCUUCAAGGAAGGACGAGGAAAAUGUUGCUGAUCUUUUUGGUGGUGCCUCGGGCUCGGACUCAGACUCGUCAGACUCAAUGGAGUUCGAGGAUGUGGAUAUUGAGGAGCCUAGCAAUAUGAAAACACCGACACCGCAACCGAAGUCAGAGGAGGGUAAUGGACAGUCUGAUGGUUCUGACGAUUUUGAGGAUCUUGAGGACGUUGAUAUAGAUGCUUUUUUCGAUCAAAAAGAACAGCAGCAGGAUGAAACAUUCACUUUUCUGAUCAAUGAGCAGAAAGAAGAAGUGGCAAAAGGCAAGCGCAAGAAGGUGACCACCGUUCCCAAGGCAGAACGGCACCGCCGAAAACUCAUUCACAGAUUGUACCUUAUGACAAUGAUAGGUCAUGGUGUGAUUAGAAACCGUUGGUGCAAUGAUAAGACUCUUCAAGCUUUGCUCCUCGAAAAUGCACCUCCAGCUAUAAAGGAUCAUUUCAACCCCAACCCGAGGCUUUUGGACUACGUUAAGCAGAGGCAUUUCGUAGAAGGCUUACAAAAACUUGUCAAGUAUUGGCGAUUCAGAGUCAUGGCUCAAGGUCUCGUCCGUAAGGACUGGGGAGAAUUACUGGUCAAACAAGAGCACGUUAUGCGCAAUAUAGAUCUUGAUCGAUUUAGGCAGACGAUAUGUUCUUACAGAGGCUCUCGAGAUUUGGGUGCUCAAGGGUUUGUAUGUCUAUUGAGGGCGUACGGUCUCAAUGCCCGUUUAGUUUUUUCAUUACAGCCGCCAGAUUUCAGGUCGAUUACACUACCAAAAGACAAGAGUGUUGAAGCAAAAGAGGAUAUUCCAAAUAUCGAACAAAAGCCGAAGUCGGAGUUUGCUCCAGUCUUCAUACCAGACAGUCGUACUGAGCUCCUAAAGAAUGUAAGGAGAGGAAGUUCAGGUAGAAAAGAGAGGGAGAAAUCCAAGAAAAAGUUUACUUUUCCCAUAUCAAAGUUUCCAGUUUUUUGGGUGGAGGUAUGGAACCAAUAUCUGAAGAAGUGGAUCACAGUUGAUCCGAUGGUCAACAAAAGUGUUGAGGUGAUGCCCAUGCGUAAGAAGGGAAAGUUUGAGGCUUCUUUUCUGGAGCCGACUUAUCAGAGCUGGUAUAUUCUUGCGUUCGACCGCAGUGGUGGCGUGAGAGAUGUUACUAGACGGUACACGCAGUUUUACAAUGCUAAGACUGUCAAGAAGAGAAUCGAUCACUUGUCAGACAAGGAUGAACAUUGGUAUGAGCGAAUUCUAAAAGCGGCGCGGUCUCCAAGGUCAAAGUACGGCUUGCCUGAGAUAAUGGAGUCAAAGGAGUUCAUCACCAGAGAUCAGUACGAAGGAGUUCCCAACAAUAUGAAUGACUUCAAAAAUCACCCUCUUUACGCUCUAGAGUCCCAACUUAGGAAGGACGAGAUAAUAUACCCCAAUGAUGAUACCAGCAAAUGUGGAACCUUCAGGCCAAUGAACAAAGACAGUGUUGUCCCCAUAUUCAGACGAUCACAUGUCUUCAGGUUACGCACAGCAAAGGCUUGGUACUUACAAGGAAGAGUUUUAAAAAUGGGCGUGCAGCCUUUAAAAACAAAAGAGAAACAGAUUUCACAAAUGGAGGAGGAAGAUGAAGAUGGUAUGGUUCGACUUUAUGCUGAAUUUCAAACUCAGUUGUAUCAAGCUCCUCCGAUUGUCAACGGCGAAAUAACGAAGAAUGCUUUUGGAAAUGUCGAGAUAUUCGUGCCGUCGAUGACACCGGAAAAUGGACAUUUAAUUCCAACAUCGAAAAAGCUCCCUAUUAAAUUAAUAGAGAAAGCUGCGAGAGAUAUUUUGAAAAUUGAUCACGCUAGAGCCAUCGUUGCCUUUGAUUUUGGAGAAAGCGGUUCUAAAGGUAAACGGUCGCCUACUGCUCGUGUUGGAGGAGUGCUUAUCGAUGCACAGUAUAAGGAGGCGAUGGAUCUUGUUCUCGAGCAUCUCAUCGAAAUGGAGCAUGAGGAAGAACGAAGAAAGAUUGAGCUCACGGCAUUGAGAGGUUGGAGCUUCUUCCUCAAAAAACUUAUGAUUAUGGACCGUCUCGAUAAACAGCACGGAGAAGUUGACGAUGAAGCCGGUCUGGAACAAGACGGAUAUUAUAGCGUUGAAAGUGAUAACGAAUCUGGUGGAGAUGGUGAGUAUAAAACGCACGAAUCUAGAGGAGACCGAUUUAGGAGAAGAUACGAAAAUGAGCAAGUCCAAGGGGUCAUGGAGGAUGAGGAAUUUGGAGGAUUUUUGCCGAAUGAGGAUACAGUACCCGUCGAUGUACCUGUCAUCGACGCCCCCGAAACUACCACAAUAGCUUCAAAAGAAACUGAAGAGUGUGACCAUGAGUCAGAUAACGGUGGAGGUUUUCUGAUUGGCGGAGACGCGGCAGAGACUCCGAAAGUUUCGGAUGAGAAUGACAAUACCAAAACCGAAGAGAGUAUAACUGAGGAUACACAUGAAAGACUUUUACAAGUGAAUGAUAAGAAUUUAAGGGAUUUCGGCGAUGGUGGCUUUAUCGUUGACGAGGGGGAAUCGAAUUCUAGCGAUUCCUCGCAGAAUGGAGGCUUUUUUCCGCCACAGAACUCUGCUGACAAUAACGAGCCAAAAAAGGAGUCAUUAGAUCUUGAGGCGGAAUAUGUCCGGUCGACUUCAAGCUCAUCUGUAAAAUCAGUUACCCCAAUUGCUGAAAAUCAAGGAUCGAUAGAUAACAGCACUUUAAUCGGACGCAGUAACACUCCAGAAGCGCAACUAAUACCGAGUGACAGCAUGGCUGCUAAAAUUGAUCCCAUUUUGGAAGCAACAAGGAUAUCUCAAGAUCUUUCUGAGAGAGAGAAUAAUAAGCGUGACCCAGAAAAGUCUGGCGACUUUGUGGUGGCUAGCAAGAUGUCGAGCACUGAUAACAGAACUUCCUCAUUUGAAGAUGGCGAAAUUGACGAGGCGCUUCAAGAAGAAAUCGCCAAGCAAGAGGCAGAGUUGGGUUUUGAAUAUAGCGACUCUGAAUAA
Molecule: messenger RNA, 3114 nt
Organism: Candidozyma auris
Lineage: Eukaryota; Fungi; Ascomycota; Pichiomycetes; Serinales; Metschnikowiaceae
Exons: 1
Coding region: 1-3114 (1037 amino acids)
Biological process (GO): nucleotide-excision repair; mismatch repair
Cellular component (GO): nucleotide-excision repair factor 2 complex; XPC complex; cytoplasm
Molecular function (GO): damaged DNA binding; single-stranded DNA binding
Source: RefSeq, a predicted model, not a curated record